CUUUUUCAUCGAUCCUAACCUGUCUUUUCAGACUUUAUAUCACGACCUUGAUUUAUUUAUUUCGACAUUUGUUUACGAAAUGAUGUUUUAUUGACAUUAUUUGUAUAAAAAUGUGCUAGAUAAUCUUUUCAUUUUAUUUUACACCAAUCGCAUUAUCAAAAUGAAUGACCAGCAAGUUGGAGGGGUUGGAGACCCUUCGAGACCGCUCGUCAUCGAAAACAUUAUAUACUUUUUCCUCAGAGAUGAGACUACGAAACAGAGCAAUUCACACGUGUAUUAAUAGUUGAAAAGAAUAUUCUGCUCGACGACGCGACGGGCAAAUGAUAAAAAAUUUGUAGACGUGUCGUUUUUCGUCUACUUUUCUUCUUACCGUACUCAUCAACGACCGUUGAUCUUGACUUGAGUUGAAAAUUUCCGAAUUUUACGGCCUCGAUUAUUGUAAAAGCGGAACAUGAAGUUAAACGAAUACAUCGUAUUUUUGAGCACCAGUAUGUGGGCGGGUGCGUUUCUUCAGCUAGUCGAAGCGAGGGAACAGUCGGCGGGGAAACCUGCGGGAGGCAGUGGUGGUUCGCGGGAUGAUUCAGAAGACCCAGACCUUGCCAAGUAUCGUGAGCUGUUCAUUGAGAGACGAAGCCAGCACAUGCCUGCCCUUCAGAGUCUGUUUGAAUCCUAUGAUUAUGAGAAGCAACAUAAGAUGGUUAUCAUGCUGUUGGAGAAGAUGGAAGAGAUGCUCGUUCAGUCAAGACUGUUUUUGAACGAACAACAGUUUCAAAUUGGAGACAAAUUUCCUACAGACCAAACUAUGAAAGACACAAUGUCUCUGAUUCUGGAAAAUGUAGCUUUCGUUUGCGACAUCGUACUGAGGUUACCAGAUAUCACAAACAAGAUACUCAAAAAGAAAAAAGAAUGGAACUCUAUUCUCAAGUGGGCUUUUGAGUUUGCUCAGAGUACUGGUUACUACGACAACUCCCACCAAACACUGCUUCAUCUGGCAUCACAACAACUUAAUUUUAUUAAGAGGGAUGAGAAUUUUGUAAACCCAUACAGCAAAUUAAACCAACAGGAUAUGUUUGAUAUACCAUCAAAGCCUAAGAAGAAGGAGAAGAAACAGAAGAAGAGAGGUCCUAGGAUCAGUAAGAGUGAAUUAUAAUGAAGUAUGACACUUCUCUAUGUUUAUUAUUCAUUUUUAUAAUUGGUUAAUUUUCUAGAAUGUGUUUUAUUGUGAUGGAUAUAAUCAGCUUUUCAUACAUCAAGUCAUGAGUUUAAAGUAUCAAAUGUAAGAGCAAUUAUAAAAGGAAAACAGAUUGAAAUUUUAUAUGUAGCAGGUCAGUGGAGCUAGAAAGAAUGUUUGAAAUGUGAGAAUACUAAAUCACUGUAUCUUCAUUUGGCAAUUUGGUCAGUGGAUCGUGAUUUAAUCAAAGGGAAAGUUCCAGUGUGUGAUGUGUGACCACCUAUCUACAAAGACCACAAGUUUGGUUUCCCUGUGAAUAGCAUUCCACCAUUGAUGUAUUUCAGGAACCUGUCUAUAAAGUCUACCUGCUCUUAAAGUUUUUUUUAUUGACAGGCUUCACUGUACAUAUACCAAUAUUUUCUUUAUCACUUUGGUACACUGAUCAGUAUAUCAUUAUUCUUCCUCUUCGGUCAUAUUCCAGUGUUAUGUGAAUAUCACAACUCAAUCAAAUUUCGUGUGUUAACAUAUAUGCUGUAUAAUAAUGUUGUGCAAUGUUGCCUGUAUGAUAUGACAUAAUCAACAUUUCUUACAGGAAUGUCCACUACUGUAUGAUGGUAACUAUUAUACUUGUUAUGGUGUAAACAUUGAAAAACUGUCUUUUCUUGAGGUCUUUAUCUGGAAAGAUGGUCAUAUUCAAGAAUAAUAAUCUUUUGUAAAUCACAAAGUUUGUCAAAGCGAUUUUUUUUUAAAGAACUUAAGUUCACUUCAAUUGCAGUAUUCUCAAUUCUGUGAUACCUUCUGUAUCCAUUCUAAUAUUGAUUUUGGUGUUUAAUGGAGUAUGAUACUAUAUACCUUAGGUUGCAGUGACCAUCUAGUGUAUGUUGAUUCAUUCCACAUGCUCAGGGGGCCGCUUUAUAAAGCUGUUCGUAAGUUAAGACCUACUUUAAGAAUUGCUGGUGAUCCUUUCUUGUGGUAAAUUAAAUUUACCAUUAAAUGUUCAUUGAUGAUUAUUUAUGCAGAAAGGUGCACCAGUCGUUCUUAAAGUCGCUCUUAACUCAUGAAACACUCCCCAGGUCUGAGUAAGGAAUUGUGUGUCAACUAUAUGAUUAGAUACCAUAUUUGAUUUUAUAUCAAUCUACUAAGGAAUUUUUGCAUUUCUAACUCAAAACAGACAGACAUUCUAUUAUUGAAAUUUGAAAGUAUUUCUUAGAAGGCAGAUAUUUUCUUAUAUUACCCAAAGUAAUAUAAAUUUUGCUAUAAGGGUAACAACUUUCAAGUGCCUUCAUAUUUGCUUUGUACUAUUUCCAUUAACAAGGUAAAAUAUUAUAUGGUGUAAAAAUCUAUGAAACCUUGGGAGCUUGUGAAAUUUGCAAAAAAAAAUUGUAACACAAUAUUCAAUACAGUAUAUUUCAUUUGCACUGUGUGUCUUGUAUAUGUUAUAUGUUUCAAACUAAAAACUUCUGCUUUUAAAGGUCAUUCAAAAUUUUAAUGCAAGAAAUUAUAGUUGUGGGAAAUCUUUUCAUUUUAUCUGAAUGAAUUUUUGUGAUGGAGGGGGGUGGGGAUAACGUCAUAAUAAUCAACACUUCUGUUAUAAGCCUGAUUUGCUCAGUAUAUUGAUAUUGUUUGUCAGGUGAAGUCAUUUUAAGUCAUUGAUGACACAAUUUCUUAUCUAGGUUACUAAAGAAUAAAUUAAUUAAUCACACUUUUGAUUAUUGGUACAGUUUAUAGUAGUUAAAAACAAACAAAGGUGCCUUCAUUCAUGUAUCUGUGCAUUCCUUCCAAUCAGUACUACUGCAUUAGUUAGACACCUGUAAGGAGUUUCACAGUGUAAAGGAGCAUUACACACAUUUCUGAAUACUGCACUGACAUUGAACAGCGCCAUCUUGUGGCAACAUGUAUCAUUUGACGUCCCAUGGGCUUUCCCUCGCCGAAGCCCUACUUACGAAAGUGAGUGGCGCGUAUUAUCUGGAGAGAUUGAAGAGCGCCAUCAUAUUCAACUACUACUACUACUACUCUCUUAGAGAACAAUACAUACAUCCCUUCAGCGACCAUUGCUUCGUUAUGAAUUCCACACACUAAUCCAAUCCUGAAUGUAUCAUGUAACACUAUUCCCUACCCUAACCCUAAGCCUUACAAUAGACCCUUUUGAGAUCUUAGACCAAAUAAAGCCCAGAGCAAUUGUCGCAGGAGGGAAUGUCGUGUCGCCCCCUUGGGGGGUAUUGCAUUAAGUCAAACAAGUUGUAAGUUUUACAGGAACACAACUUUCAUUUUUUGAACAGCACCAUCUUUGGGUGGAAAGUGUGUGCCAAGAUGGAUUAUUUUGCCCAUUUAUGAGAGAAUGCACCUUCUCUGAGACAGGACAACUGUCCUUGAUACGAGCCCCACAUGAAAGUCCCUUGAAAGAUGUCUCCCUUGGUAACAGGUGCUCUUGUAGGAAAUCUUACCCAAUCAGCAUCUUCCAGGACAAACUUGCCAAUUGGGGAGUUAUCACGGAACUUGUUCUCCCCAAAUUUGUUGGACUUUGAAGAAAAUUUGGAGAUAGAAAUAAGCUUUAAUGCAUUAUAUGUCUGUGGUCCUCUCUUACUCUUUCUAAGCUGAAGAUGGCGAUAUUCAACAAGUCAGUGCAAUGCUAUAGAUCUAUAUUUGAGAGAGUUUUGUGAAGGCACAAACUUUUGUGUAUCAUCAUGACCUCGACUCCUUUGUUCUGUAGGCCCUAAUAGGUCUUAUUCAUAUGAUGUCAUAGUCUCAUAGUUGUCAGAGAUGCACCAGCUGUGAAUCACCAAUGCAUGCAAGCAAGGCAAUGGCUUCAGUCUCUAAGAUGACGGCAUGAUGACAUCAAUGCAUAAGGUCUAUUAUAUUGCAAGACAACCAAAUCACUAUUGUAACAGUGUAGUACUCUGAUCUAUAAAAAGUUUCUGUCAAAAUAAUACAGUGCUGUAUUAGACAGUGCAGUGUCACUUUAAAGACUACAAUGUUUCUUGUUUUUACUAUGAUUUUGUUUCCACUCUAUAAAUGCUUAGCAUGUAGAUAAUUCCGUCUUUAUGAGAUUUUGAUAUAAAACUUUUUUUAUUUGUUUGUA
Messenger RNA from Lytechinus pictus (painted urchin), 4250 nucleotides. RefSeq names its product coiled-coil domain-containing protein 134-like. NCBI's taxonomy places the organism in Eukaryota, Metazoa, Echinodermata, Echinoidea, Temnopleuroida, Toxopneustidae. The coding region runs from base 452 to 1150 and encodes 232 amino acids. The transcript has 6 exons. The record is from RefSeq and is a predicted model, not a curated record.